AGACCGGCCCAGCAAUGGAGCUAGCUAGUCGUAGUACAACAUUUUCAACGAACACACCGUACAUUCCGCUACCCGUGAGCAAUGACUACCGUGAUCGUGACGAAUCCCCAGGUCGGGCCGGACCCGAUGACGAUCACCUGCCCAACGUGUCACGCAACGGUACGCACGAAGGUGAAGCACCAAUCGACCACAUCCACGCACGCCUGUGCCUUUCUGUUGUGGAUCUUUUGCUGGCCCUGCCUCUGUCUGCCGUACUGCUGCAACUCCUGCCGUAACGCCAAUCACUACUGCCCCAACUGCAAUACCUUCAUCGGUUCUUACAAAAACUAGCGACUAGUUGGCUCUUGGUAGGUGCAUCACCAAGCAGAAUACUUCCUAAUUUGUUCAUCAAUCUCCAGCUAGUGGAAGCUUAUGUUAAGGUUUUUUUUUGAAGAUCCAUUUUGUCAGAGGUUAAGGGCAGAGCAGAGACAUAUUUGACAUAGACUAGGGAAAUUAUUAACACUUCUUCAACAAUAAAUUUAUAAUAUUUAUAAAACCCA
Messenger RNA from Anopheles aquasalis, 539 nucleotides. Its product is annotated as lipopolysaccharide-induced tumor necrosis factor-alpha factor homolog. Gene Ontology annotation, molecular function: zinc ion binding. The record is from RefSeq and is a predicted model, not a curated record. NCBI's taxonomy places the organism in Eukaryota, Metazoa, Arthropoda, Insecta, Diptera, Culicidae.